Molecule: messenger RNA, 2825 nt
Organism: Pocillopora verrucosa
Lineage: Eukaryota; Metazoa; Cnidaria; Anthozoa; Scleractinia; Pocilloporidae
Product: kelch domain-containing protein 3
Cellular component (GO): cytoplasm
Molecular function (GO): protein binding; chromatin binding
Source: RefSeq, a predicted model, not a curated record
AAGAUACAAGAGAAUCUGAAAUAAUCUGCAAAUUGAAUUCGACAAAAUGCUUAUCCUAAUUUCUUCGUAAAAGUUGUGGCCACCAUACCCUGUCCAAGAGCUAAACAUCUAUCAACGUUGAUGAAUUUAAACCAACCAGGAAUUCCAAAAGAAACAAAUCCGAUGAAAUGUAAAUGUAUUCAUAGCAAAGGCCUUUGUAUUUCGUGGGUCCAACUCAAAGAUUCUUCACCAAGAUGGCAAUCGAAAGCCAUGAGGUGAACAGCUGGGACAGGAAGACGUUAAUGUGCAUAUAUGAAUAGCAAAGAAGCCAUUUUCAGCACGAAUCGUCAAGAGUUUAUUUGAGAGUUCAGUGCCGAUGGAUGAAGCCUCCUCCAGUAUCUUGUGAAUGUAAAGGAUGUGUUCCAUACAUGAGAUAUGGUCACAGUGCAUCAGCCAUGGGUGAUCUGGUUUACAUAUUUGGCGGGAGAAAUGACACACAUGGGGCCUGUAACAUACUGUACUGCUUUGACACAAGGAGUUUAACAUGGUCCAAACCUAAAGUAAAUGGAAAACCCCCAGCUGCCCGUGAUGGCCACUCAGCUUGUGUUAUUGAAUCUAGGAUUUAUAUCUUUGGUGGAUAUGAAGAGGAGGGAGAGUGCUUUUCAAAUUCAAUUGAAUAUCUGGAUACACAAACAUUAACAUGGCACCAACCAAGAGUAACGGGUGAACCAGCCAAGUGGAGAGACUUCCACUCAGCAACAGCUGUUGGUACAAACAUGUACAUCUUUGGAGGCAGAGGAGAUAGACUUGGGCAAUACCAUUCUGGACAGGAAGUUUACUCCAGCUCAGUUAGAGUAUUUGAUACAGUUAAAAACUGUUGGUUCAAAUUAAAUACAUCUGGAAAUGUACCCAUUGGACGACGGAGUCACUCUGCAGUUGCCUACGGCAAACAUGUCUAUGUUUUUGGUGGUUACAAUGGGAUUGAAAAGAAACAUUAUGGAGAAGUGUUUAGUUUAGACACAGAUACCAAUGUUUGGACAAAACUGGACAUUUCAGGACAUGGGCCAUGUCCAAGAAGGAGACACUGCUGUUGUCUGAUAGGAACCAGGUUGAUGAUCUUUGGUGGAACAAGCCCUGCUGCAGGAGAACCUGCUGAUGAUGAAUACCACCUCCAGGAUCAUUCUGAUCUGUACAUCUUAGAUCUUGAGCCGUCACUUCGAACAUUAUGCAAACUGGCUGUUAUUCAGUACAAACUGGACCAAACACCUCUCCCUAAAGUACUCAAAACGGAGCUAAGUAUCAUGGAAGCCGGCAGAAGUUCUGUGCGAUCCUCACAAGGAUAGCAAAGUUCAAGACGUGCUUGCUGAUCAUGGCUUCCAUUGCACGUUCACGUGGGCUACGCGUGCAUAAUGGUCCACGUGUGUCACAUGGAGGAAUUCUAAAGUAACCACCUCCUCGAGUACAUCAUUGAUAAGGCGUGAAUAUAAACCUAGGCAUAUCUAUCCUCUGCUGGUUUGGAAAAAUUUUUAAAGAGAUUUUUAGAUAAGCAUACACCUUAUACAGCAAUCAACUUUGGAAUAGUUUUUGUAAACGCAAACUUACUCUUAACAACCUAUGUGAUACUUAAAGCUCUGAAUCUCGGUCUCGUUUCGAGAUAAACUAUCACAGAUGCCUCUUAUACGUGUGAAGCACGCAGUGGAGAUCCCCACCCACCCUCCCCCCUCCAUUAAAAAGGCAGUUAGAUCAUAUACACUUAAGCGCAACUUCAGGUCAGAGGAUGCGCUCAUGGGUUUUUAAUGUAUCACGUAAGAUUUCCUAAGGUGUCGUGGUGUGUACUGCUUCCGCUUACAACCCAGCAAAGCAAUUUAGCUAACACAUUAAGACAAAUAUAAUCUACUCCCGCGUUUCAUUGCCUUUUCUUGGCUAAUUUAUAGCAAGUUUCAACACAGCAGCUAUCAUUGAUAAUAUCGCUGAAGUGUAACUCGUGGCUGUGCCAUUUCUUUGAAGUGACGCCAUUUUGAUGACGUCAGUAAUGACCGCUUAAUGUAUUACUUCAUCAUAUCCAACAUGGCGACAUUUGGUCGUAUGAAACCACUUUCUCUAACCAAAAAAAUUUGUAGGUAGUAAAAAUAUAAUUUUUUUAAUCUGGGGCAUUUUAAGUUUCAUUAGUAGCUAUGUAAAACGUAAGGACAUAGUAUUUGACCGAUAUAGGGGAUAAUUCUUUUAUUUUUGGUUUUAUUCACCGUCAAGUAGGCUAAAAUUUUUAUUGCAAUGAAAUAGGGUUCGUACAAUGAGAACUUGGUAAAGAGAACAGCUUUUUGUAUAAAUUAUUUCCAAAUAACUUAUGUACUGUAUGUAAUACUGUUAUACAGUUAUAUCACAAAUUGGAGUGUGUCCAAAUUGAAACAAUUGCUUGCAAUUACGGAAGAAAAAAUUUUACUUUUAUACGCUACUGCGUGCUUUAAUUUAGAAGUGCCUUGUAAUAUAAUUAUCUUAAAGAGACGAUGGGGGAUUUAUUUGGUGGGUCAGUGGAAUUUCUUUUUAAAAAAAUUAAAUUUAUAAUGCUUUGUUGAUAUGUAAAUUUUUGGUUAACUCGUUUCUCAACUAAGUUAUUACAGCAUGUGGUAAAUUUAUUAAUUUUUAAUUUUUUUUUCAUAUAUCGCUAGGUUGCAUAUUUCUUUAAGAAGAAAAGAAUCAUCUGUUGAGUGUGUAAGAUAUCGGAUUUUUACACGGGCAUAAUUGUAGAACUUUCCGCGUUUUAGUUUCAUUUUUCAAUGUUUUAAUUGUAUUUUUAUCAGUGACUAUUACUGACCUGUAUUGACAAUUGAAUUUAGCAGUAAAUUACC